ACCGAUAACCGGCAUUCAAACCAAUCGAACCCAUGGCUCAACCAACCGGCAUUGUUAGCCACAUGUUCUUGACCAUCUUGUUGAUCUUUUCAAGUUUAGCAUGUUUCACAAAUGCCAAAACUCACCACCAUGGGUUUGUUGUUCAAGCGACGAAAGUGACCCGGUUGUGCAAAACCCGUAAUUCUAUUACGGUUAACGGCCAGUUUCCGGGUCCAACCUUGGAAGUUAAUAAUGGCGAUAGUUUGGUGAUAAAGGUCGUCAACAAAGCGAAAUACAAUGUCACCAUUCACUGGCAUGGUGUUAGACAGAUUAGGACAGCAUGGGCCGACGGACCCGAGUUCAUCACUCAAUGCCCAAUCAGACCCGGACAGAGUUAUACCUAUAAAUUUACAAUCUCGGGUCAAGAAGGAACAUUAUGGUGGCAUGCACAUAGUUCAUGGCUUAGAGCAACUGUUUAUGGUGCUAUUGUCAUUCACCCAAAACAAGGCGAUUCUUACCCGUUCCCUAAACCAAACCGCGAUUCGGUCAUCAUGCUUGGUGAAUGGUGGAACGCGAACCCUAUUGAUGUUAUUAACGAAGCGAGAAGAACCGGUGGAGCUCCAAAUGUUUCCGAUGCAUAUACCAUCAACGGUCAACCUGGUGAUCUUUACAACUGCUCUAGCAAAGAUACUAUAAAAGUUCCAAUGAGUUCAGGAGAAACAAACCUCGUGCGGGUGAUUAAUGCAGCAUUAAACCAGCAACUAUUUUUCAAAAUCGCUAACCAUAAAUUUACAGUUGUGGGAGCUGAUGCUUCCUACGUGAAACCGUUCACGACCUCGGUCUUAAUGCUUGGACCGGGUCAAACCACGGAUGUACUCAUAAAAGGUGACCAAACACCGGGUCGAUACUACAUGGCAGCACGCGCUUACGCAAGUGCACAAGGUGCACCCUUUGACAACACCACCACCACCGCCAUUUUGGAAUACACGACCGCUAAGAGUAACUCUUCUAAGCCAGCUAUGCCCACCCUCCCGCCUUUUAACGACACAAACACCGCCACCGCCUUCACCACCAGCUUCAGAAGCCCGGGGAAAACCUUAGUUCCGAAAACAGUUGACGAGAAUCUUUUCAUCACCGCUGGCCUUGGAAUCAACAAAUGCCCACCGAAAGCCAAGGCGAGUACCUGUCAAGCACCAAACAACACGCGCUUCACCGCCAGUAUGAACAACGUGUCUUUUGUGCUGCCGUCCAACUUCUCAUUGUUGCAAGCACACCACAAUGGGAUUCCCGGAGUUUUCACCACCGAUUUUCCAGCAAAGCCUCCGGUGACGUUUGACUACACCGGUAAUGUAAGCCGGUCUCUCUGGCAACCAACGCGUGGGACCAAGGUUUAUAAACUGAAAUACGGAGAUAAGGUACAGGUGGUGCUACAGGGAACGAGUAUUUUCACAGCUGAAAACCACCCGAUUCAUCUUCAUGGAUACGAUUUCUACGUAGUUGCAGAAGGGUUCGGGAACUUUAAUCCCAAAACCGACACUUCGAAAUUCAACCUUGUGGACCCACCUCUAAGAAACACCGUUAGUUUACCCGUCAACGGGUGGGCAGUCAUUAGAUUCGUUGCGGAUAAUCCAGGUACAUGGAUUAUGCACUGCCACUUAGACGUGCACAUCGGAUGGGGUCUGGCUAUGGUGUUUGUAGUCGAUAACGGGGUCGGGCUUAUGGAGUCACUACAACAACCACCGAAAGAUUUGCCGCGAUGUUAACACUACAAUAAUAUAUACAAAAUCAUCAUAACAGCAAUCUAGUUGUCUAAACCAUUUAAAUGUUAAUGUUGUUCUUUCCCCAAUUUGUAGAUGUAUCAAUUUUUCCACAUUCCAGUUUAUAAUUUCAUACUCAAAUUUAUAUAAAAAAAAGUUUUCCAUUGGUUUUAUUGUU
Messenger RNA from Helianthus annuus (common sunflower), 1914 nucleotides. Its product is annotated as laccase-12. Gene Ontology annotation, cellular component: apoplast. The transcript has 6 exons. The record is from RefSeq and is a predicted model, not a curated record. Gene Ontology annotation, biological process: lignin catabolic process. Lineage: Eukaryota; Viridiplantae; Streptophyta; Magnoliopsida; Asterales; Asteraceae. Gene Ontology annotation, molecular function: hydroquinone:oxygen oxidoreductase activity; copper ion binding. The coding region runs from base 33 to 1742 and encodes 569 amino acids.